AUGUCCGGCUAUGGAAAGAAACACACAGUGGCUAGCAAACCUUCAGCUGCACUGAAGAUAAGCAAAUCAGCCAGGGCUGGUCUGCAGUUCCCCGUGGGUCGUGUCUACAGGUGCCUUAAAAGAGGGAACUACUCUGACAGGAUUGGUUCUGGUGCUGCCGUCUACCUGGCUGCGGUGCUGGAGUACCUGGCUGCAGAGAUCCUGGAGCUGGCUGGGAACGCUGCACGGAAAAACAAGAAAACCAGGAUUGUGCCCAGGCACAUCCAGCUGGCUGUGAGAAAUGAUGAGGAACUGAACAGGCUCUUGUCCCGUGUGACCAUUGCUCAAGGAGGGGUUAUUCCAAAUUUCUCUUCUGAGUUAUUUCCCAAGAAAACUGUUGGACAUACUGCUCCUUCUCAGUAA
Messenger RNA from Tyto alba (common barn owl), 402 nucleotides. RefSeq names its product histone H2A-beta, sperm. The record is from RefSeq and is a predicted model, not a curated record. Gene Ontology annotation, cellular component: nucleosome. The transcript has a single exon. Gene Ontology annotation, molecular function: DNA binding; structural constituent of chromatin; protein heterodimerization activity. NCBI's taxonomy places the organism in Eukaryota, Metazoa, Chordata, Aves, Strigiformes, Tytonidae. The coding region runs from base 1 to 402 and encodes 133 amino acids.